GAUAAUAAAUGCAAAGACAAUGGAAAAAAUUACAAUUGGUCCUUGCAUAAAAGUCUUCCCAUCGGGGAGAAACUGGAGAAAAGCAUAGAGAAUGGAAAGAGCUUCUGCGAAAGGAAGACUUUUACUGCUCAGGAAAGGAACCACACAGGGGAGAAGCCAUACAAAUGCAUGGAGUGUGGAAAGAGCUUCAGCCAAUCCAGUGGCCUCGUUAUUCAUAAAAGGAUCCACACAGGGGAGAAGCCAUUUAAAUGCAUGGAGUGUGGAAAACACUUCACCCAAAGUGGUCAUCUUAAUUCUCAUAAAAGGAUCCAUGCAGGGGAAAAGCCCUAUAAAUGCACAGAGUGUGGAAAGACCUUUACUUAUAGCAGUUACCUUAAUUGCCAUAAAAGGAUUCAUAAAGGGGAGAAGCCAUAUAAGUGCAUCGAAUGCGGAAUGACUUUUACUCGGAGCAGUCAACUUACUCGCCAUGAAAAAAUCCACACUGGAGACAAGCCAUAUAAAUGCAUGGUGUGUGGAAAGACCUUUAUUCAAAACAGCCAAUUAACUUCCCAUAACUGGAUCCAUACAGGGGAGAAGCCAUACAAAUGUUUGGAAUGUGGAAAGUGCUUCAGUCAAAGUAGUUCCUUCACUUCCCAUAAAAGGAUCCACACGGGGGAGAAACCCUAUAAAUGCACAGAGUGUGGAAAGGAGUUUCGUGAUAAUACAUCUCUUGUGAGACAUAAAACGAUCCACACCAGGGAGAAACCAUAUAAAUGCAUGGAGUGUGGAAAGGGCUUCAGCCAACAGAGUAAACUUACAUCCCAUCAAAGGAUCCACACAGGGGAGAAGCCAUUUAAAUGCAUGGAGUGUGGAAAAAGCUUCAGACAACCCAGAACCCUCAUUAUUCAUAAAAGGAUCCACACAGGGGAGAAACCCUAUAAAUGUAAGGCGUGUGGAAAGGGCUUUCGUGAUAAUGCAUCCCUUGUGAGGCAUAAAAGGAUCCACACCAGGGAGAAACCAUACAAGUGCAUGGAGUGUGGAAAGGGAUUCAGCCAACACAGUCAUCUUACCUCCCACAAAAGGAUCCAUUACAGGGGAGAAGCCAUACAAAUGCAUGGAUUGUGGAAAGGGCUUCAGGAGGAGCAAUAACCUAACCUCUCAUACCAGGGUCCAUUUGGGGAUAGAAAGAAGAAUAAGAAUGAAAGUGAUUCCAGUGUGCUAAAGUUACAAAUGAUCAACCAAGAAGGAAGACUUUUGGAAAUCAGUGGGGAUCUACAUAACAUAACAUGACAUUAAGAACAACUACUUCAGAAAACUACUUCAGUUUCUCCUGACCAAACAAACAGAAAUGGAACAUGGAAUGUGAAUAUAAUACAAAUAAUCAGACUUAUAUCCACGGUGUAGAACUGAGACCUGAGUGAACCAGUAUGAAGAUUCAGUCAAAGUCCUCAUGAGAGAAUUGUCAUUUGCAGAUGAAUGUACAGUGUGUGGGAACAGCUGAAAGGAUCAAGAAUUCCUGUCUCAACAAAAGGAGCCAAAAUGACAAGAAACCUCCAAAAUGCACAAUGCCGAAGACUUUCAGACAUUAGGGCCAUAUUUUGCUUUGUAUGAUGUGUUGAGGCUAAGAAAAAACAUUUCAUUUAAGUAAAACUAA
Molecule: messenger RNA, 1633 nt
Organism: Notechis scutatus (mainland tiger snake)
Lineage: Eukaryota; Metazoa; Chordata; Lepidosauria; Squamata; Elapidae
Source: RefSeq, a predicted model, not a curated record